Messenger RNA from Struthio camelus australis, 339 nucleotides. The record is from RefSeq and is a predicted model, not a curated record. NCBI's taxonomy places the organism in Eukaryota, Metazoa, Chordata, Aves, Struthioniformes, Struthionidae.
AUGCGCAGUCCCACCCGAGGCCUGGGCAGGGUGAUGGUGUUUCUCGCGGCAGCCCUUGCGGCGGGCGAGCGGUGGCAGCCCGUCCUCGGGCUGGGGUUUCGCCCUGGCCAGACCCCUGGCAGGGGGUUGUCACGAGGGGACUUGUGCAGUGACGCAGGUCGGUACGGGGCAGGGAAUUCCUUCACUUACCGUCGCUCCCCCCCCGCUCCCCGGACCCCAGACCUGCCGGGGGUCCCCUUUGUGUCCUGCAGAGCGUCCGACUAUGAGAAUUUCUCCUGCUCCUGGACAUCCAGCCUCGAGACCUUCCUCCCCACCAGAUACAUCACCACCUAUAGGUGA